AUGUACCGCAACGAAAAAGCAUGCGGCAAGGCCAUCGGGAACUCUGGACUCGAUCGCUCUGAGAUCUUCUUCACGACCAAGAUCCCCCCUGGGUCUAUGGGGUAUGAGCGGACUAAGAGGGCUAUUGAGGGGAGUCUUCGUGAGGCGGAACAGGAAUACUUCGAUCUGUACGUCCACGCAAUCCUCAUUCACGCACCCUACGGCGGCAAAGAAGCCCGUCUAGGCUCUUGGCGCGCACUGGCCGAGGCCCAAAAAGCAGGCAAGACCAAAUCGAUCGGCGUCUCCAACUACGGCAUCCACCACCUCGAAGAACUAGAAUCCUACAUCCAAUCCGGUGGCGGCGGCCAAAUCGAUGUCGGCCAGUACGAGCUGCAUCCGUGGCUCGACCACUCGGAUAUCACGGCGUGGCUGCAGCAACGCAAUAUCGUCGUCGAAGCGUACUCGCCUCUUGCGCAUGGGACGCGGUUUGAUGAGGAUGUGCUGCACCGUAUCGGGAAGAAGCAUAAUAAGUCGCCGGCGCAGGUCCUUAUUCGAUGGAGUUUGCAGAUGGGAUUCGUGCCGCUGCCCAAAUCGGUGACCGCACAGCGCAUCCGGGAGAACGCGGACGUGUUCGAUUUCGAGCUGGACGCGCAGGAUAUGAAGAUGUUGGAUACGGGGGAGUAUUCGCCGACAGACUGGGAUCCGACGGUGGAUAAGGAUUAG
Messenger RNA from Penicillium riverlandense, 702 nucleotides. Its product is annotated as aldo/keto reductase family protein. The coding region runs from base 1 to 702 and encodes 233 amino acids. The transcript has 3 exons. Gene Ontology annotation, molecular function: oxidoreductase activity. NCBI's taxonomy places the organism in Eukaryota, Fungi, Ascomycota, Eurotiomycetes, Eurotiales, Aspergillaceae. The record is from RefSeq and is a predicted model, not a curated record.